AUGAACGUGGACGUGGACGUGAACGUGGACGUGAACGUGAACGUGGACGUGAACGUGAACGUGAACGUGAACGUGGACGUGGACGUGAACGUGGACGUGAACGUGAACGUGGACGUGGACGUGCACGUAGACGUGAACGUGAACGUGGACGUGAACGUGGACGUGGACGUGGACGCGGACGUGGACGUGGACGUGGACGACUUGGACGUAGACGUGGACGUGGACGUGGUCGUGGACAUGGACGUGGACGUGGACAUGGACGUGGACGUGAGCAUUGACGUGGGCGUGGACGUGGACGUGGACGUGGACGUGGACGUGGACGUGGGCGUUGACGUGGUCGUGGACGUGGACGUGGACGUGGACGUGGACGUGGACGUGGACGUGGACGUGGACGUGGACGUGCACGUGGACGUGGACGUGAACGUGAACGUGGACGUGGACGUGGACGUGAACGUGAACGUGAACGUGAACGUGGACGUGAACGUGGACGUGGACGUGGACGUGAACGUGGACGUGAACGUGAACGUGGACGUGGACGUGCACGUGGACGUGAACGUGAACGUGGACGUGAACGUGGACGUGGACGUGGACGUGGUCGUGGACGUGGACGUGGACGUGGACGCGGACGUGGACGUGGACGUGGACGUGAACAUUGAUACGUGGACGUGGACGUGA
Molecule: messenger RNA, 675 nt
Organism: Closterium sp. NIES-65
Lineage: Eukaryota; Viridiplantae; Streptophyta; Zygnematophyceae; Desmidiales; Closteriaceae
Source: the annotation of a GenBank genome assembly